Messenger RNA from Penicillium verhagenii, 996 nucleotides. RefSeq lists its product as uncharacterized. The record is from RefSeq and is a predicted model, not a curated record. Gene Ontology annotation, molecular function: ubiquitin conjugating enzyme binding; ubiquitin protein ligase activity; zinc ion binding. Lineage: Eukaryota; Fungi; Ascomycota; Eurotiomycetes; Eurotiales; Aspergillaceae. Gene Ontology annotation, biological process: ubiquitin-dependent protein catabolic process; positive regulation of proteasomal ubiquitin-dependent protein catabolic process; protein polyubiquitination. Gene Ontology annotation, cellular component: ubiquitin ligase complex; cytoplasm. The transcript has a single exon. Bases 1 to 996 code for a protein of 331 amino acids.
AUGGCCAUUGACCAGAGCGACGAAGCGGCCCUCCAAAUCCUUCUCGAAGAGUUGGAUUACCUUGAAGAUCAGCAGAAGGGGAAGGGAGUAUCUGGAAAAUCCACCGAUUGGGAAAUUGCUAUGAAUAGCAUGAGAGAGCAGAUCCUAAUCGCUCAGACCUGUGCUCGGGACGAAAUAUUGGCUAUAAGCAUGAGCACUGCCGUUGCUACCGAUCAAAACAUACUUGCCUCGAUCCAGAAGGACGAAACCCAUGCGACGCAGGAUCAUCAGCUUGCUCUCGCACUGAGCAACGGGGAAAUCCCAGCGCAAACUAUGCAAGAACGAGGUGAAAAUUCAGAUUCCGAGGAAGACGACGCUGUGUCGACUGUCAUGUGUGAUUUGAUGAAUCGAAUCGUCAUAGGGGAAGGCUCCGACAAUGGGGAAGGCCCAUCAAACUCGUCGUUCUCACCUCGAAUAUCCGCCGUUACCAAACAAUGUUGCUCCUGUAUGGAACGCUUCCACAGUCUCAUGUUUACGGGCUCCUGUGGCCAUGAGUUUUGUAAAGAUUGUAUCAGGUCAAUGUUUCUGGGAGCAAUCAAAGAUGAGGAGUUGUACCCGCCUCGCUGUUGUGGACAGAUCGUGCCUCCUGGAGUCGCUUUAAGGGUCUUAAAUUAUGAGGAGCUCCGUGAAUUUGGCGCAAGGGCAGUUGAAUGGACUGCUAAAGAUCGACUCUAUUGUGCUGAGCAAACAUGUUCCAAGUUCAUCCCUCCAUAUGCGAUUCGGGACGAAAUCGGCACUUGCCCAAGCUGCUAUCAAAGGACUCAUCUCACUUGUCGUUCUUUGGAACAUCCCGGCGUUGACUGCCCUAUGGAUGAGGCACUUCAGAGGGUGUUAGAAAUAGCCAAAGGUGAGGAUUGGAGGCGAUGCUUUCACUGCCAGGCGAUGGUAGAACUUGACCAUGGUUGCAACCACAUCACAUGCCGGUCAGUAUACAUAAACACAAGCAUCAAAGCUUAA